Achroia grisella is the source of this 1739-nucleotide messenger RNA. RefSeq lists its product as uncharacterized. The record is from RefSeq and is a predicted model, not a curated record. NCBI's taxonomy places the organism in Eukaryota, Metazoa, Arthropoda, Insecta, Lepidoptera, Pyralidae. The coding region runs from base 1 to 612 and encodes 203 amino acids. The transcript has a single exon.
AUGAGGGAGCUCGUGGCGGCACACUUCGCCAACGCGGCGGCGGCCGCCCCGCAGGCGCCCGCACGGAACACCUCGCCCGCAAACUACCCACCAUCGCCUUCCAUAGACACCUACAACUCCCACCGCAAGAUAAAAAGACCUAAACUUGGAGACAAGAAGGUCUACCGCCCCGUCCGGAGACACACGCUGUCCAGAAUUGACGAAACCCCUCCUCAGACGUUAAGACCUAGGUCGAGAAGUCUUCAACAUUCCACGGAUUUCUCAUCGACGCGACCGAUACUCCGAUCCCGGUCCAAUAUAUCGGCAGACACGAGUCGGAGCGUGCCCGUGUGCAAUCAGAGUCAUGAGGUGGAGAAUCAGAUAGAGUCCAGCAGUCCGCAGUACGCCGAACCGAAAGGAUACGACUCCGCGUCGUCGUAUGAAGACCGGCCGGUUUCCAUGUCGGAUCUCCCCAUCAUGGUGCCGUUGGACCCUUCGACCGGCGCUUAUAUCGCUUAUCCGGAGUACUUCCGAGACGGCGGCUGCAAGUUCAACCCUUCCAGGUGGAAACGUAAGAGGUCGAAGAAAGCGCCUUCCAAACAUAACAAUUUAUAUUUAGCGUUCAUGUACUAGUUGCGCGGGUGUAGGUAGUUUACGGGAAACCAAUACAAACACAAUGGUUAUGAGUUUCGAACAAACGCCGUUCAGUGUAUGACGCCACAACCCAUAUUUUCAUUCAAAAGUACUUAUACUAUUCUUGAUACAAUCAUACACUGUCUUAUAAAUAAAUGGGUGGCCCGAAUCUGGUUGAGUGAUAAAACUGUUACUAUUGGCACAUUUAUUUUGGCCGUAGCGGGAGUUCGAUAUCUUGCAACUUCUAAGACUGCUCAUAUAAAUGAAGCAGCUGCUUCUUUCAACAUAUGACAAGUAACUCCCGCUCGGCUCUGUGCACGGCUAUACGAAACUCUGACACCACUGGUCUCUUCGAAGCAUAACGAUGUUUCAUUUCGAACAAACAUCUCCAUAACGAAUUUAGUUAAUAUUUUUAACAAGGUGUACUUACUUAUAUGUAAUGAGUGGAUACAAUAGUUUAGGAGUAAGUGUAUGAGAUAGAUGUGACUCCGCCAUAAGAGUAUCGCGAUUGAACAAAACAUUUUAGUUGUAAGAUCCUCUGUAAGAUGUAAUAAAUAGAAAUUCGUCAUACGUAAAUGCAAUGACAAUAUAAUGAACAAAAUAUAUCUAGAUAUUGUAAUUCGUGCCUUUCCUCCUAUAUCGUUAUUGUAAUUGAAAUGCUCAUUUAUCAUUGAAAUUUAGUACGUACAUAUCAUAAGUGAAUUAAAUUAUAACAUUGUAGUUCAAUAUUAUAUAAGUAUUGUAUAAACAUACUUACCAAUAAGUCGAUGCGAAGUUUAUAUUGAAAGAAAUACGAUAUAUAUGUUAUAAUAUAUAUAUUAACAUUUCUUUCUUGUAUAUUUAAUUAAAUGAAUAUAAUUUUGUCUAGUUAGAAGUGAUCGUGGAACUGACUAAGGCGUGAGAUCGUCCCGAGUGAGACUUAGUAAAAUACAUUUUCUCACAUUUUUUAUACGACAUAAUAUUUUUUAUGUCAAUAUAUUUAUGUACUGAGUUAGUUAGAACCGCGGGCUCUUGUAAAUGAAUUUAGUUUAAUAUGAAUGUGAAAUAUCGCAUCUCUAAGGAGAUGUUCACUUAUUUUGUCAUUUGAAAUAUAUUUAAAAUUUUCUAAAUAAAAAAUGUAAAGUAUG